This is a messenger RNA of Pocillopora verrucosa, 3915 nucleotides long. NCBI's taxonomy places the organism in Eukaryota, Metazoa, Cnidaria, Anthozoa, Scleractinia, Pocilloporidae. The record is from RefSeq and is a predicted model, not a curated record.
AUGAAUAACACGCGUCAAAUCCUAGAGAAGAUCAGGAUAGGUUUGGACGUUGCUACAUAUCUUCUGAAGACUGAUCGUGGUAUACAAGCCCCUAAUUUGUGUGAUGAAUGUGUAAUCUUACUUAACAACUUAGACUUUGGCAUAAACGGCCUUGAUGUCUCUAACGUAAUAUUCAAUGCGUACUACGAAAUCUCUGGUUACACAAAUGCAGUAAGAUACACCAACAAACUUAUUGACAUGUUCAGCAAUGCUGGAAUGUCAAUGUUUGAACUGGGAGACAAAUAUCUACGAACAAGUAGGUUUGCAGAAGCCAAGAAACUUUUUGAAAGCGUAGUUGCUAUCACUAAAACAAUUGGCCACAAAAGAGGAGAAGCAUGCACUUAUGGCAGUCUAGGAUGUGUGUUUUAUUCACUCGGUGAAUAUCAGAAGGCUAAAGAAUAUCACGAGAAAGCACUUGCUAUCGCAACACAAAUUGGCGACAGGGAAGGAGAAGAAACACAGUACGGGAGCCUUGGACUCGUGUUUCAAUCACUCGGUGAAUAUCAGAAGGCUAAAGAAUAUCACGAGAAAGCACUUGCUACCGCAACACAAAUUGGCGACAGGGAACGAGAAGGAACACAGUACGGGAGCCUUGGACUCGUGUUUCAAUCACUCGGUGAACAUCAGAAGGCUAAAGAAUAUCACGAGAAAGCACUUGCUAUCGCAACACAAAUUGGCGACAGGGAACGAGAAGGAACACAGUACGGGAACCUUGGAGUCGUGUUUCAAUCACUCGGUGAACAUCAGAAGGCUAAAGAAUAUCACGAGAAAGCACUUGCUAUCGCAACACAAAUUGGCGACAGGGAAGAAGAAGGAAGACAGUACGGGAACUUUGGACUCUACGGGAACCUUGGACUCGUGUUUCAAUCACUCGGUGAAUAUCAGAAGGCUAAAGAAUAUCACGAGAAAGCACUUGCUAUCGCAACACAAAUUGGCGACAGGAAAGGAGAAGGAACACGGUACGGGAACCUUGGACUCGUGUUUCAUUCACUCGGUGAAUAUCAGAAGGCUAAAGAAUAUCAAGAGAAAGCACUUGCUAUCGCAACACAAAUUGGCGACAGGAAAGGAGAAGGAAGACAGUACGGGAACCUUGGAGUCGUGUUUCAAUCACUCGGUGAAUACCAGAAGGCUAAAGAAUAUCAAGAGAAAGCACUUGCUAUCGCAACACAAAUUGGCGACAGGAAAGGAGAAGGAAGACAGUACGGGAACCUUGGAGUCGUGUUUCAAUCACUCGGUGAAUACCAGAAGGCUAAAGAAUAUCACGAGAAAGCACUUGCUAUCGCAACACAAAUUGGACACAGGGAAGGAGAAGGAACACAGUACAGGAACCUUGGAGUCGUGUUUCAAUCACUCGGUGAAUAUCAGAAGGCUAAAGAAUAUGACGAGAAAGCACUUGCUAUCGCAACACAAAUUGGCGACAGGAAAGGAGAAGGAACACUGUACGGGAACCUUGGAGUCGUGUUUCGAUCACUCGGUGAAUAUCAGAAGGCUAAAGAAUAUCACGAGAAAGCACUUGCUAUCGCAACACAAAUUGGCGACAGGGAAGGAGAAGGAAGACAGUACGGGAACCUUGGAGUCGUGUUUCGAUCACUCGGUGAAUAUCACAAGGGUAAAGAAUAUCACGAGAAAGCACUUGCUAUCGCAACACAAAUUGGCGACAGGGAAGGAGAAGGAACACUGUACGGGAACCUUGGACUCGUAUUUCAAUCACUCGGUGAAUAUCAGAAGGCUAAAGAAUAUCACGAGAAAGCACUUGCUAUCGCAACACAAAUUGGCGACAGGAAAGGAGAAGGAACACAGUACGGGAACCUUGGAGUCGUGUUUCGAUCACUCGGUGAAUAUCAGAAGGCUAAGGAAUAUCACGAGAAAGCACUUGCUAUCGCAACACAAAUUGGCGACAGGGAAGGAGAAGGAAUACAGUACGGGAACCUUGGAAUCGUGUUUCGAUCACUCGGUGAAUAUCACAAGGGUAAAGAAUAUCACGAGAAAGCACUUGCCAUCGCAAAACAACCGGCCAAGAGACAUUUUGACAAAGCACUCGCCAUCAGUAUAGAAACUGGCGACAGAGAGUUUGAAGGAUAUUGCUACUUAAGCCUGGCACAUCUGCAUCAUUCGCUCAAUGACUACCAGAAGGCUACAGAACUAUACGAAAAAAGCCUUUCCAUCAGCAUGAGCAUUGGUGAUAGGAAGAGACAGGGAAGUAGUUAUCUAGGCCUUGGACACGUGUCUUUCUCCCUUGGAAAUUAUGACGAAUCGGAAAAAUACUUUGAGGAUGCGCGCUCGAUGAGUAGCAAAAUUGGAGACAAUCUGACUUACUUUGAGAGCCUUCUCGGUAUUACUCAGGUAAAGAACUCUCAAUCAAAGUUAGAGGAGGCAGAGCAGUAUCUUCGUCAAAGUAUUGAAAUUUAUGAAAAGUUGCGACAUUUUCUCAAAGGAAACGAUGAAUUUAAAACGUCUCUCUUAGAAGAGCACGGUAAUUUCCCCUACAAGUUGUUCAGUCAGAUACUGGGCGCUAACGGAAGCCUGCGAGAUUCUCUUAAUGUGGAGGAGUUGCGACGGGCUAGAGGCCUUGCAGAAUUAAUGGCGGACAAGCUCUUAACUGAGAGCCACAUCUCAACUGAUUUAACAUAUCGGCCUAAGAUCGAAAACAUUGUGAGUAAAGAGAGCAAUUGUGCUGUUUUGUACAUUUCAUAUUGUGAACGACAUGUUCAUUUGUGGGUCUUAAAAGCUAAUGGAGACAUUGACUUACGAGUGAGCCCCGAAAUGGAAAUCGACACCCUCAUGGCUGCAUUCGUUUGCGAUGCGGAGGAGAUUUUUAAGAAGAGUGCCUCCACUUUCGGAAUUAAAUAUAAUGAGAAUUGCGAAGAUCGAUCUCUGGGUGACGACAUUCCCUUGUCUCCUCAAGAAGAGAGCCGAGCACCUUUGCAAGGUGACGAAAGCAAACGCAACAAAAUAAUUCUUCAGUUGUGUUAUGACCAGAUUAUCGCUCCUGUAAAAGAUUUACUUACAGAGCCUGAAGUCAUCAUUGUGCCUGAGAGGUGUUCGUACCGAGUCCCUUUUGCUGCCUUACGGGAUGAGCCAGCAGGAAAAUAUUUAUCAGAAACCCACAGAAUCCGCAUCGUGCCUUCUCUGACGACUCUCGGGAUCAUCCAGGAAUGUCCAGCGGACUACCACAGUCAGACCGGUGCACUGGUAGUGGGUGAUCCUAAGGCUGGCAAAGUGCGAUACAGAGGACAGAUUCUGGACUUGAUACCAUUGUCUGGUGCAAGAAAGGAAGCAGAAAUGGUUGGUCGACUCCUGGGGGUUCAGCCUUUGUUAGGAAAACACGCAACAAAGCAGGCGGUACUUAACGCACUUCAUUCAGUGAGUCUAAUACAUCUUGCUGCUCAUGGUCAUGCCGACAGAGGAGAGAUUGCCCUUUCCCCUAAUUGCGCCACUAACGGUAUUCCACAAGAAGAAGACUACCUUCUGACAAUGUCCGACAUUUCAAAGGUUAAGCUGCGUGCUAAACUGGUCGUACUUAGUUGUUGUCACAGUGGGCGUGGAACGUUCAAACAAGAAGGAGUCAUUGGAAUUGCUCGCGCGUUCCUAGCAUCUGGUGCACGUUCAGUGUUGGUGGCAUCGUGGGCCAUACAAGACGAAGCAACAGAGCAGCUCAUGAAUCAUUUCUACGAACGCCUGGCUGCUGGAGAAAGUGCCAGUGAGUCCCUUCACCAGGCCAUGAAGUGGUUGAGAAGCAACGGCUUCACCGAACCUCGCCAAUGGGCUCCGUUUGUGCUGAUGGGAGACAACGUGACAUUUGACUUCCAGAAAUUAAGGCAAAAAGAACCGACAGAGGACGAGAAUGAAGGAGACAAGAGACAGAGUAGCGACUGA